Closterium sp. NIES-67 is the source of this 1827-nucleotide messenger RNA. The record is from the annotation of a GenBank genome assembly. NCBI's taxonomy places the organism in Eukaryota, Viridiplantae, Streptophyta, Zygnematophyceae, Desmidiales, Closteriaceae.
UAGUACCUGUUUUCAUGGCGCCAUCGGCGCGCUCUGUCGUCAGGGCUCGCUUGCUCCUGCCGUCCAACCCCUCCGCCAGUUACGCCGAGUACACUUGCCGCGUCGCAUUCCAGGCCCAUUCGCGCAGUCCUGGUGUGUGUGACGCGUACAUUGCAUCUGGACGUCAGGUGUUUCACUGCCAGGUGCCCAUAGGCCAAGAGAAUCUGUUGCAACAGGGCAAGGCGCAGGUGCUUCUGCCGCACCCUGUUCAGGACGUCACCCCUACCCCCAUCCCAUCGCUGCGCCACGCCUCUCUCAUCCAGAGCCUCGCUUCUGCUCCCCUGGAGAUCACUCAGGGGGGUGCUGCUUCCACGCUCCUCUCCUCUGUGGACUCACUCGGUCGAACCAUCCUCUCCACCUUCCCCUCCUCCUCCUCGUCUGUGACACCUGACUCCAGCUGCCAACUCUCCCCAUCUCCCUGUGGCUUCACCGAGCCCGGUCCAUGCUGCUCUGCCAUCUCUGUCACAGCGCCAACCACCAUCCGGGUGGCCACCUCCCGCUUCUUCCCCCGCUCUCUAGACCUCCAUGACCCCUCCUCCCCCUCCCCCUCGUCCCCCCUGCGAACAUUCCGCCUGCCCUUCCCCCCUGCUGCUGUGGGCUUCCUGGGGGGAACUGAGGGGGGCAGAAGGGGAGUGAAGAGGAGAGGGGGGGAGGGGAUAGAGGAAGAGGGCGGAGUGGGGGGGCUUCGUCUGCUGGCUGUGUGUGAGGGGCCUCAGCUCAGCAUCUGGGACGAGCGGGCCUCCGAAAACGGUGGCUGCAUCCAGCGAAUCACGGUCUCUCCCUCUGCCGAGCCUCUCUACGCCCUAGCCUCGGCAGUAGGCUCGGGAACAGGCUCGCUGACGGGUUUGGUAGCUGUGGGAGGAGCUGACCGCACUGUAGCAGUGUACGACGUGCGGAAAUGGGCGGCGAGAGGCCGAUGGGUCGGCUGCGUUCGGCAGGACGUGAUGGGGCUAGCUUUCCCUGUGGCUGGUGGUGAGACAGAGGGAGCAAGGCGGGGGAUUGAGGUAGAGGAAGCAAGCCGAGGCGUUGGGACAGAGGGAGCAAGACAGGAGGGUGUUUCUUUUGGAUCGGAUGAGUCUAUUUUCGUGUGGAGUGCUGACAAUGAGGUGGUUUGUGGAAGGUGGACUGAGGGAGAGGGGAGGGAGGGAGGGGUGACUGGAGCAGGCAAGGGGAGGGGGAAAGGGGAGGCUGGAAGGGGGGGCAAAGGGGGAGAAGAGGGAGAGGGAGGGGGUGGUGGGAGAGGAAGGGCGCAGCCAAGCAGAGAGAAGGUAGAUCAGCAGUAUAGGGAGCAGAAAAGCAGGGAGCAAAAGACAUGCACCGAUGCAAUCUGUAAAGAGGAUGUGGGGAGCACUCCCAGGGAAGGGGGACGCACAUGGUUGGAGGAAAGAAGGGCACCAGGAGAGGCGGAAGCAGAAGCAGAGGGGGAAGCAGUGGAGGGAGGCAGGGGGGCAUCACGUGUUCAUCAAUCGUUUCGGGGCGACAGCGCGUGGUGUGGCGUUGCCAGGGACUUCAACUCGAACCUGCUUGCAGGCUGGUGCAUGUCGGGGAGCUUCAUAGUGGCAGAUUGCACACACUAGUGCCCUGUCCGUGUAUCAUCUUUAUUCAAUAACGUGUAUCAAAAUUGCAGUAUAUAAUGUUCGACAUUUAGCUCCAGCAGAUGGCUUGGGUUGGGAGGACCACAGAGAAAGAGAGUAGUGGUGGUAGGUAUGCUGUUUCGUAGAAGUAUGAUUUUGUCACAGCUGUGCUAUACCGGUACGGUAUCACUGGCAUUGCCACCAGACUCAGGGA